Molecule: messenger RNA, 1941 nt
Organism: Copidosoma floridanum
Lineage: Eukaryota; Metazoa; Arthropoda; Insecta; Hymenoptera; Encyrtidae
Biological process (GO): regulation of transcription by RNA polymerase II
Cellular component (GO): nucleus
Molecular function (GO): sequence-specific DNA binding; DNA-binding transcription factor activity, RNA polymerase II-specific
Source: RefSeq, a predicted model, not a curated record
UUCUGGUCCAGUGUGUAUCAUAAAUGAUAACGCUGAUUCUGAUCCUAUGGAAUUAGAACCAAUCAUAAAAAAUGAAACAGUCGACUCAUUAGAGGGUGAAGAGUGUGAAAUCGAUUACAAUGUUCAAAGGUCUUUUACUGACAAUGAAAAUCUCAUCAUGGAAAGCCCAGUGCAUGAUAUAACUAAUGGUAAUGAGGAAUGCGAGCAAAAUUUUCCAUCAAACAGUAUUCAUCAUAAAAAACUUUCAAAUCGACGAUGGGUUGUAAGAAGACGCAGAGCCAAGUUUCUUAGAGGGUGCUUCAAAUGUGGAAAAAAAUAUAAAAGGUUUAUAAUGCUGCGAAAUCACGAAAUAAAAUGUAAGGUAGAGAGUCAAGAUUAUGAGUGUGCAAUGUGUCCUUAUACUACUAAAGAUCAAAGCAUUUUCAAACAACAUUUGGGAAACCAUAUCUUGGGAAAUUCUAAUGAAAUGAUACUUGGCAAUGUUAACUCUAGUCAAACCGAUUUGAAAACUAAAAUAAAGACAGAGGAUAAUUCUGGUUGGGGAUUUAUCCGACUAUCUCGUUGUCCAAAAUGCAAUUGGUGCAAUAGUGAUAAUAAUGAUAAUGAUAAGCAUGUGAAUGAUGGAGAUAAGCUCGACAGAUGUAGCAAGUGUUUCACCAAUUUGCUCAUCUAUCAGUCGACCCCAACUUGUGCCGAAUACUGCAAGGAUGAAGGCUAUUCAGCCUGCCAAGAUAAAAUACCCUAUGUCCGUCUAACUCGUCUACCUUUUACGUGCCCUGACUCUGUACCUCUACCAUCUCCGCCACCACUGCUUCGUUUUCCGAACUCUGUUUUAUCAAACUGUGAACCACCAUUUUUACCUCCUUCGACCGAACUUUUGAGUAAAUCAAAUAAAGUUACAGAAUCAGAACAAAAGUCAUAUUCAAUAAAUCAAAGUUCCACGACAAAGUUACAGUCGCUCGUUUCAGAAAGCAUUAUUUAUCAAGAGGAUUGUAGCUAUGCUGAAUCCGACGUAGAGCUUGUAAAAACAGAAGAAUUUCCCACUCAAUUAUCGGUUACAGAUAAAACUGAUGAAUGUGGUGACGUCGCCAAAGUUAUUGAGAAUGAUAUUGACAACUACCGUGACAACAACUUUGAUGUAACCAACAUUGAUGAUCUGAGCUGUCAAAAAAGAAGAAGAACAUUGAAAUCAUCCGAAUGGAUACAGUGGUUUUGCCAAAAAUGUGAUGCAAUUCAAAGUUCCGAAAAUUUUGAAGUCGGAUGGGAGAACCAAAUUUGCAAAAAGUGCAAGGCAAAAUUAUUAUACAUGUGUCUAAAGUGCGACGGAAAAUUUAGUACUUAUUAUACGAUAUCAUAUCAUUUGCGAUACUGCUGUGCACAGACUGAAAAAAAGACCCGUAAACGUUCAAACAAGUCCUGCUCGUCGAAUACACUAGGCAGUGUACACGUUCAAAAUCACACAAAUAGUAAAAAAGUCAAGUGCAUGAGUUGCGACAAAGUAUUUAGCACUCAAAUGUACUUAAAUAGACAUAAAUCUGUAUGCAGCAAAAGAAAAGAUGAUGUUCAAGACACAUUGUCUCCCAAUCAAAAUUCGCCUCAAACUUCACACAAAGGUUUCAUUCACGUAUCAUGCGAUCAAAAAAUUCCCGUAUUUACAGUAAAUCAAGUGACUCCAACAACUUGACAAAAAACACAAGAAUAACGUACUAUAUAAAGGACUAUUCUGAAGACUGUUGAAUUACAUUAAGAGUUUGUCUGAUUUAUUUUACAAAUGAGUGAUUUAGCUGUAAUUUUAACAUUUUUAUACAAUUACGAAAGCGUACGUAAUCAAUUGUAAAAUAAAAAAAAAAGAAGGAAUUUGCCGUGUCACCCUUGGCAAGCUGAUAAAGUUCAAUAUGUAUUUAUACAGUUGAGCUAUAAAGGCGGUAUUUCCCAACAAUA